AUGAGGAUAUUCCGGGAAAGAAAAGAGGAUUAUGGGACUGUGUAGAAACACGAAAGUGUUCUGCAUUUUACGUCCCUGAUAAUUAUAGUUUUAUGUAAGAGGAAUAUAUUGUGUGGCCCGGAAGGACAUCUCGUCAUUAACAUGGUACUUGAAAAGUACAUCCAAGUCAAGAGGGUAUAUUUCAUAACACGAUAGCAGGCAUCGGGUGUGGAGUGUGAAGGUGAGCCAGGGGCGCGGAGAGAGAGGAUGAUCACCGCCUGACCACAAUGAGGAUCCAUCCACGGAAGGUCGUGACCUAUGGCCUUUUUACCCUGGUCGUCUUUUUCGUAUUCCUGUUUUACAAUCAGAAUAAGCUGACGAGCGUAGACAAUGACCCUCCGUGGAAAGAUUCUGAUUCUGCCUACAAACGAGCCCUGAAAGUAGAUCCACAUGGUCGAUUUCACAGUCACGUGAUUCAAGAUCAGAAAAAGACACCCACAACCACCAAAAUCAUUCGUUCUCUAAGCUCCUUGCUUUGGCCAUCUUUGGAAUAUUAUGACGAUGACAGAAUUUUGGCUCAAAUGGCCCAUCGUCCAAAGGGUGUGCUUGACAAGGAGAAAAAAGGCGAAAAAGUGAAGGAGAAAGUGAUUUUAGUUUACCACGGUUAUGGAGCUUGGGGUGUACAACAUGGACGUAACCAAUUCAAGGAACAGAAAUGUCCAGUUCAGCAUUGUCACGUGACCGACGAUAGACGCCGAAUCAAUGACGCUGACAUCGUCAUGUUCCACCACUCACCAUCCAGACCCUGGGCGACAAGGCCACCCAACCAAAUCUGGCUUUUGUUUUUGUUGGAGUCUCCUUAUCACACACCGGGACUGAGCGGUGUGAAUGACGUGUUUAACUGGACGGCAACGUAUAGACACGAUUCCGUGAUAGUUGCGCCUUACGAACGUUUUACUCUACACAAUGAAUCAGUAAGAACGUUACCGCUUAAAAAGAAUUAUGCUGAAGGUAAAACCAAAAAAGUGGCUUGGUUUGUGUCAAACUGUGGUGCAAGGAAUGCUCGUCGUCAGUAUGUAGAGGAGUUAUCAAAAUAUAUACCUGUGGAUAUUUACGGUGCUUGUGGACCAUUAAGGUGCCCGAGACACAAAGCUAAUGAUUGUUUUACAAUGCUCAGUAAAGACUACAAAUUUUAUUUAUCGUUCGAAAACUCAAACUGCCGAGAUUAUAUAACGGAAAAGUUCUUCGUGAACGGCCUAACGAACGAUGUUUUACCAAUUGUAAUGGGUGCAGCCCCAGAGGACUACGAAAGAGCGGCCCCAUAUCAUUCAUACAUCCACGUGGACGAGUUCGAAACCCCUAAAGAUCUCGCCGAAUAUCUUCAUAAACUAGAUAAGAAUGAUUCUUUAUACAACGAAUACUUCAGAUGGAAGGGCACCGAUUCUCCUAGCUGUGCGAGGAACCCCUCCCCUCCCCCUGAAUUACAGGAGAACAAAGAUCUGUUUGAAGCUGGGGCCAUUCGCAACACAACCUUCAGCAAACACUGGCUAUUCUCAACUCUCAUGAAACUUAUUGAGGAAGUAGAUAAAGAGAGGGACAACAGAGCGGUAGGGGAUGGGGAGAAUGAUUUCAGUGUGGAUGUGGACGAAGACUUACAGAACGAGCUGUGUGAACUCUGGGACAUGUCCAUGAACUCCGAAGUGGUCCAGUUUCUCCAUGAAUUCAAAGCUAUUGAUAUAUUUGUUGGAGUUAUUGGCAAAUCAAAAGCUCCCAGGGUCACAGAGAUUUGUGUAGGUAUUUUGGGAAACAUGGCUUGUGAUGAAACAGUUUGUGUGACAAUGUCAGAAAAUGAAAAAGUUAGGAGCAUGGCCUUGCUGCUGUUAGACAAUUCUGAUCCUCAGACAUUAAAUGAAACAACCAGGUUUCUUUACACCAGUCUGUCUAACCCUGCGGCCAGGGGGGCGUGGAUUGAGACUAUCACCCGAUCAGAAAACAUCCAGGAUCACAUCAACUUUAUCUUUCAAAGCUCCACAAAAUGUGAUCUGCUACACAACACGGCUGAGUUUUUAGAUGUUUUACUAGAUGUAGAUGAGGAGCUUUGUGAAAAGUGGGCCACACCCCUUCUUAUACAGUCCAUGCUGGAAGCAAUCAAACAGAUCGGAUGUAAACACAGUGAAGCCCUGGAAACCUACUUACAUAUCUUCCAGCUGCUGUCCACCACAGAAACAGGGGUCGAAUCUCUAGUUGAGUGUGCUGAUGGCCUAUGCCCCCCGCUGAUGAAGUACCUCGGAAUACUCUGUGAAGAUGAAAUAGUAGGACUGGAGGGGCGGGAGGCAGCAAUAUCCUCAGCCCUGUCUGUCCUCAAUGUCAUAUUUACUUCUCAUGAGGAAACGGCAGCCAAGCUUCUCAGAGAUGAAAAAUUAUUGAGGAUAUUCCUGAAAAUUUUAGAGCCAUUGAUGCCAUACAUUCAGCAAAUUAAUUCCGAGGAAAGUGCCAAAGACAAAGAAUUGGAAAAGGAGCCUGAUGUAGAUGGAGAGGGGGACAAAACAGACACAGAAGAGGCACAGUGUUCAUCUUCUGCUGAUGACAACAAAACCGAUGAAAAGGUGGCUCAGAAAUCAGACGAUGAUGUGGCUAAUGAUGAAGAGGAUGAUGAUGAUGAAAUGUCAGAGAAAACUAAGAGACACUUGAUGAUGCUCUAUAGAAUCCUUCAGGGAUUUGCAUAUGAUGUUUUGUUUUCCAUUCACAUGGCCAUGACAGAAGAGGAGGAGAAUUUGUCGAAAGAAAUGAAACACAAAAAUCUCUUCAUCUACCUGAACGAAUCCGUCAGCAGGCUUCGUCUGAAUUACUUCAUAACCACUCUUAAGGACUCCACAAAUGAAUCAUAUAAUCCUGUAGAUACCUUAAAAACUGCAGCAAACAAGCUCAAACUUGAAAGACUUGGUCGAAUCAUUCAGUCAGUCUUAGAAGGACGCUGUGUGAGCAGAGAAAAUUCUGAUGGAAAUGGAACUUAGUGAAUGUUCUGGUAUAGAUUAAAGAAUCUUGUACAUCUGUUAUACAUACAUGUGUAUAUCAUCAUUGAUUCAUAAUAUAAAAUAUUAAAAGUUUUAUCAGUG
Molecule: messenger RNA, 3095 nt
Organism: Saccostrea cuccullata (small rock oyster)
Lineage: Eukaryota; Metazoa; Mollusca; Bivalvia; Ostreida; Ostreidae
Product: protein saal1-like
Exons: 14
Coding region: 267-2993 (908 amino acids)
Cellular component (GO): membrane; nucleoplasm
Molecular function (GO): fucosyltransferase activity
Source: RefSeq, a predicted model, not a curated record